Messenger RNA from Panonychus citri (citrus red mite), 2008 nucleotides. Its product is annotated as spermatogenesis-defective protein 39 homolog. Gene Ontology annotation, biological process: vacuolar transport; intracellular protein transport. NCBI's taxonomy places the organism in Eukaryota, Metazoa, Arthropoda, Arachnida, Trombidiformes, Tetranychidae. The coding region runs from base 292 to 1461 and encodes 389 amino acids. The record is from RefSeq and is a predicted model, not a curated record. Gene Ontology annotation, cellular component: cytoplasm. The transcript has 5 exons.
UCAUCAUCCAAUUGUAUCAAAUGUCUUAAUUAAAUUCUCUUGAUUCAAUUGUUCACUAAAUUAUCAAUUCUAAUUUGAUAAUAAUUCCUGUACAAUAAUGAGUAAUUAAUGUUUCCCAUAAAAUUGUGUUAAUCAUGAAGUGGAAAAUGUUUAGUUGACAAAUUGGUUUCUUUCAAUCAUUGGAUUUGUUUUGUUUUUUUCCCAAACCAAACAAUUUAUUUUUCUAUUUCUAUUUCUAAUAGCUAAUUGUUGUGUUUUAAUUUUUGCCAUCAACAAAUUAAUUUCUUAACAAUGUCUUCGAGUAAAUCACCUCAACUAUGGCCUGAGUCAGGUAAAGUCGAUGAUUUUUGGGAAUAUUCAAAGCCAAUGUCCUUCAAUUUUGAAGAUGAUUCGGAUAUUGAUUCAUUAUGUGAUCAGAAACAAUUCACGAGCACCUCACCCAAACCAACGGAAAUCCUGUCAAAGCCUCAUGUUCCUGAUACAAUUAAAUUGAUGAGUCCAGAGGAAGCAGUUGAGCGAGUUAAUCAAUCGAUCCAAAAGAUUUCAAGUAAAAAUUAUUCAACUUCAGGUUCAACUAGUAAGAUUGACGCUUGUGUAAAGCAAUUAGUUAACGGAGAGAAUCCCAAUUUAUCAAUUUUCAAAUCAAAAGAGGAUAAAUUAUCUCUUUUAGAGACAGCAAUUAAUACUUAUGAUGGUGAUGCGAUAAUUGCGGUGAUCAUUUUUCUUGAGAAAACUUUAUGUUGGCGUAUAUUUGCCAUGGAAUUGUUAAUUAGACCCACGGCUGUUGAUCAUUAUAUUGAUUUACUUCGAGAAACCAAUCGAUCUAAAGAUUUAACCGAUUUCCUUGCAAUGUUGGGCCGCUCGGAAGAAGCAGCGAUUGUUAAUUAUUCCAUUGCAAUUAAAUGUCAACACAUGGAGACGAAAAUUAAGCAUUUGAAACAUUGUUACAAUAAUUUUUUUAAAGAUCUUCAAGAUGAAUUAUAUUGUCCAACAAUCAUGGAGCAAAUUACUCUCUUCGAAUAUCAAUUACCCGUUGAUUCAGCUGAUUCUAAGGUUAUGGAGGCAAAUGAAAGAUUUGAAUCACUACCACCCGGUUCAUCGUUUUUAGGGUCAUCAGUGGUCAGUACACUUUUCUAUUCCAUUGUUCAUCAUAGUAAAAAUCCACCCACACACUUUGGAAGUCCACAAACGAUUCGAAACAAUCAUAACAUUUCCGACAAACAAUAUUAUUGGACUGCACUUCGAGCACUGGCAAAGACAAAACGCUGGAAUGAAAUUGACCAGUUAUUCCAUUAUCAGACUUUCCUUGGUUCGAAAAAGAUUCGAAACAUUAUUCCAUUUGAACGUGUCGUUCGUACCCUCGGUAAUGAAGGAGCUCCACAACCGCUGAUCAACACUUACCUUAAAUUAGUCGAUGAUGAUGAUGUUAAAUUAAAAUUGACCCAAGAAUAUUUGCGAUAAUCAAUUGGUGCAACUAAUCAUCGUUAAGAAAUUGGGUCAAAGUGUUUUUCUGAUCAAAGAAUAACCAAAAAAAAAACGAAAGCUCGGAAAACUCUACAAAUCAUGAUCACAAUUAAAAACCAAAAGAAAGUGUUUUGGUUUCAUGUUAUGAAUCAAGAGGAUUUUUUAACUUGGAGAUUUGGUUUCGUCAAUCAGGAAACAUCACAAAUGAAUAAAUUAACCACAAAAGAAAGGAAAUAAAAGUUAAAAUGUUAUUUCCGUUAAUCUAUUGAACAAUUAGACUGAACAAUCGGGGAACGAAAUGUUCGUGAAUUGAAAAAAAAAAACGAAAAAGUUUCACUACUUUGAAAUUCGUUGGACAAAACCAUAAAGUACUAAAUGUGAGCAAACCGAUUCUGAUAAUAAUUCUAAUCACAUCGAAAAUGUAAUUACUUUUUUUCGAGUUUGAACAUAUCACCUCGUACAUGUCAAACGAACAAAGUUUUUUUGUAAUAUCACGCAAACAAAACACGAAUAUUAAUAAACAACUUGACCAAUAAUUAGAAAA